AUGGCCACGUCCGUCGCCGUCGCGGGCUCCUCCUCCGCCUCCGACUCAAAGCCAUCAGGCGUAGCGCAAGCCAGCGUUAUCUCGCAGUACAUUGCUGCCAGCGCCGAGCUCCACCCGCCUCGCUCGGUGCGGCGAGGCGUGCGCGUGAGCAACGCCCUCGCUCGCUGGCGGUGUGCCUUUGACACAAACCCGGAUAAACUGUCAGAGGAGGAGAGGGCAAAGCUGCACGCGAGAUCGAUGACGGUUGAGGACGUCGACGCGUUUGUCAGCCACAGCUGGGCGAGCAGCGGCCGCCGCAAGUGGAUCGCCCUCUCGCUGGAGGAGACGGGCGCCGUUCCGAUGGCCGCGGCGGUCGCUACUUCGAUCGCCGCCAUCCUCAUCCAGCGGACGUGGGGACUACCGGGUGACAUCUGGACGACGUGGGCGCCGGACGACGACGACGAACACUACAGUCGACUUGUCUUCUCGCCGCUGGCGUUUCUCUCCGGCCUGCUAGCAACCUUCAUCGCGGGCGCCCUGUGUCUGGGUGUGUGCAAGCGCGUCUACUUCAUCGACGGCAUGUGCAUCGACCAGUGCGACUCGGAGAAGAAGCUGCUCGGCAUCCGGAGCAUUGGAGGCUUCCUCUCCAUCUCCUCGCAGUUUGUGGCGCUUUGGGACGAGCAGUACUUUACUCGUCUCUGGUGUGUGUAUGAGCUCGCCGUCUACCGCGCCCUCAACCCGCGCCGGCCAGUUCUCUUCCUCCCGCUUCGCUUUCGCGCGAGCGUCACCGUCGGGUACCUCAUGGUCCUGCUCAGUGCCACCGGCGUGGCCGUGUGGCCGUCGAGCUGCGCCCUCUUCUACGGGGAUGACCUGAGCGCUCUGGCCAGCUCGCCCUAUCCCUACGUGACGCUGUUCGCCUUCUGGGUUGCAAUUUUCGCGUGUAGCCUCAUGACGGUCGUCCUUGGAGCGAAUCUCGAGCUGCAGCGGAGCUUGCUCCAGAGACAGCUCGAGUCGUUUGAUGCCAGCCAGGCCGGGUGCUCGAGCCAGGCCGACCGGGCGGAGAUCCUGGCCGCGAUCGCAGGCAUCUACGAGGGCGGCUUGGACGCAUUCACCGAGAUGGUGCGGUCCUCGGAGUUCAAGCGCCAAGUGAUCGAGCUCCUGUCGACUCGACGUUUGGUGUGCGGACAUUUCACCUUCUUGAUGAGUCCGAUGGUCUCCUUGAUGGCGUUCGUUAUCUGCAUGUUCGGCCACCAGUCAGCACUCACCCAGAUCAUAACAUUGACCGCCCUGGUCGCGUGGCUCGUCGCCGGAUUCCCCUUCCUCAGUGCCCUGCUGCUCGAGCGAGGCAGCGGGGUAGUCCGCUCGCUGGGCAUCACGUCCGACUCGACCCGCUUCCCCCGGCUCCUCUCGAAGGCAUCUGCUGGGCGCCGGACGCUCGAGGGCGAUCUCGAUCACGACCUUGGGCUGGCGUGGGCGGCGUGCCGCUCCGCCUCCGAGGCGAUCCUCUGCAUGCUCGUCAGCAUCGCCACCAUCGUCUUUGCGAUGGACCCCGGGUGGUUUGGACUAAAUGCGGUUGCUUGCGUGCUGAUUGCGCUGUGCAGUCAUCUGCCCCUUGUGGCUGAGUGCAAAAACGACUCUCGAGGUCUCGCGGGUAUUCCAUUCGGUUACAACUCUGGGCUGGACCUAGUCUGCGGCGCGUUUUGCGUUAUUCGACUCGCGCGCACAGACGCGUGCAUGGAGCAAGAGCUCGAGGACCUGCAGCAGCGGUUCGCGCUACUCGAGGGCGACCGCAAGGCCUUCUAUGAGCAGUCGCAGGUCACGCUCAAGCACAACAAGGACACUGCCGACGAGCUUCACGCGCCGAAAACAAAGACCUGA
Molecule: messenger RNA, 1857 nt
Organism: Emiliania huxleyi CCMP1516
Lineage: Eukaryota; Haptophyta; Isochrysidales; Noelaerhabdaceae
Exons: 3
Coding region: 1-1857 (618 amino acids)
Source: RefSeq, a predicted model, not a curated record